Messenger RNA from Asparagus officinalis (garden asparagus), 491 nucleotides. Its product is annotated as lamin-like protein. Bases 127 to 420 code for a protein of 97 amino acids. Gene Ontology annotation, molecular function: electron transfer activity. The record is from RefSeq and is a predicted model, not a curated record. Gene Ontology annotation, cellular component: plasma membrane. The transcript is spliced from 2 exons. Lineage: Eukaryota; Viridiplantae; Streptophyta; Magnoliopsida; Asparagales; Asparagaceae.
AGCAUAAUUUCUCUCGCCUUUUUUUUUUCUUCUUCUUCUUCUUCCUCCCUCCUCUCUUCUCUUCUUCCCUGAGACUCUGAGAGCGAGGACACCAUCUCUUUUCCUCAGAUCAUAUCGCAAUUAGCAAUGGAACAUAAAAACUCUAUCAAUAUUCCCUUCUUCUUGCUAUUGUUCUCAUCCCUUCUCUUGGCGUUCUUCUUCGAUUCUCGAAGCGUGGAGGGGUACAAGAACUACACGGUCGGCGGCUCUCUGGGUUGGUUUGACAGCGUCAAAGCUCCCAAGAUCGACUACAAAAAGUGGGCUGCUGCCAAAGACUUCGCCCUCGGUGAUUUCCUCAUUUUCAACACGGACAAGAACCACUCGGUAGUCCAGACCUACAAUGAGACCACCUACGAACACUGCGACUACAACGACGCCUGAAGACGACGGACACCGUCGAUUGGUCCGCAGGUGAGCCGACGUUCGCAACUCGGGCCGUGACGAUCGCAGUG